GUGAGCCAUGAGGGUCAUAACUGACAGUAACAGAUGAUGUCUCCAUUAUGAUACGUGGGAAGCGAGAGCAAACCCAAAAAAGACAAUGGGCUCUGCCAUCACUGUUGACAUAAGCCUGCACAAAAAGAAAAAGUCAAGAAAGUUUCCUUCCUUCUCCAGUUUGAUUUACUUCCCUCACCUCCUUUCUUCUGUAGUGUAAACUCUCCCCUUUCCUCGUUUGUUACCUACUUCCUGGAUAUUUCGAUUUUCUUCCCUUCUCCAGCAAGCAGGCAAUGGCAAAUCCUUUGUAUUUUCCCACUCUUCUCUUACUCCUUGCUGCUAUCUCUCAGGCUACUGCGGAGGAACCAGUCUCCAAGCUCAAACUCAACUCUAGGAUCCUUCAGGAUUCAAUAGUUCAAAAGGUCAAUGAAAAUCCCAAAGCUGGAUGGGAAGCUACAAUGAACCCUCAAUUUUCCAAUUAUUCUGUUGGAGAAUUUAAGUACCUUCUUGGAGUCAAACAAACACCCAGAAAGGAACUAAGAGGCGUUCCUCUUUUAAGGCAUCCAAAAUCCAUGAAAUUGCCAAUAGAAUUUGAUGCGAGAACUGCUUGGCCACAUUGUAGCACCAUCGGAAGAAUUCUAGAUCAGGGUCACUGUGGAUCCUGUUGGGCAUUUGGUGCUGUUGAAUCACUAUCUGAUCGUUUUUGCAUCCAUUAUGGCAUGAACCUCUCUCUAUCUGUCAAUGAUCUCUUAGCUUGCUGUGGCUGGAUGUGCGGCGCUGGUUGCGAUGGUGGUAGUCCAAUUGAUGCAUGGAGAUACUUUGUCCAAUCUGGUGUUGUCACUGAGGAGUGUGAUCCAUACUUUGAUGAUAUUGGCUGUUCUCACCCUGGUUGCGAACCAGGAUUUCCUACUCCAAAGUGUGAGAGAAAGUGUGCUGAUAAGAACAAACUCUGGGCGGAGUCAAAGCACUUCAGUGUUAAUGCAUAUAGAAUCGAUUCUGACCCCCACAGUAUUAUGGCAGAAGUUUCUAGCAACGGACCAGUAGAGGUUGCCUUCACUGUUUAUGAGGAUUUUGCUCAUUAUAAAUCAGGAGUUUACAAGCACAUAACAGGUGAUGCCAUGGGAGGCCAUGCUGUUAAGCUUAUUGGGUGGGGGACUUCUGAAGAUGGGGAGGAUUAUUGGCUUCUUGCUAAUCAGUGGAAUAGAGGCUGGGGUGAUGAUGGUUACUUUAAGAUUAAAAGAGGAACAAAUGAGUGCGGCAUUGAAGGGGCUGUUGUUGCUGGUUUGCCUUCCACCAGGAACCUCGUUAGAGAAGUUGCCAGCAUCGAUGGCCAUGAGCACGCUACGGCUUGAUGAUGGAUUAUCGUAUUCAAAUGUGAUGUAAUUUAUGUAUAAACCGUGUUUUAGCGAUAAAUUAUGCAUGAAGAGAGUUAUUGAAUAUGAUCUCAGCUACAUUAGGAUGCUUUUGUUAAAAAGGAUAAGAUUGAAUUUUAAAAAACAAAUUCUAAUAUUAAGUUAAUGUUUAAAAA
Molecule: messenger RNA, 1507 nt
Organism: Populus trichocarpa (black cottonwood)
Lineage: Eukaryota; Viridiplantae; Streptophyta; Magnoliopsida; Malpighiales; Salicaceae
Product: cathepsin B-like protease 3
Exons: 11
Coding region: 273-1331 (352 amino acids)
Biological process (GO): regulation of catalytic activity
Cellular component (GO): lysosome
Molecular function (GO): cysteine-type endopeptidase activity
Source: RefSeq, a predicted model, not a curated record